AGAGUGAUUUCGAGGUUAACAUUUCAAAAAACUUCAAUCAUUUUAAAUGUCAAUAAAAAGUGAAAAAUAAAAAUAUUUUCUUAACUGGAAUCCUGAAAUACAGUAGAAAAAAAUGCACAAAUUGAAAUCAUCGCAACGAGAAAAAGUGAAAAAAUUUAUAUCAUUUACACAAACCGGUGAAAAUACAGCGAUUUAUUGUUUAACACAAAAUGAUUGGAAAUUAGAUUUAGCCAGUGAUAAUUAUUUUCAAAAUCCUGAAGCCUAUUACAAAGAACCCCGGCUCACCGUUGACAAAAAGAAAUUGGAAAGUUUAUAUAAUCGUUACAAGGAUCCGAAUGAAUCGGAUAAUAAAAUAACCGCUGAUGGUAUUAUGAAAUUCUUAGACGAUUUAGGUUUAUCACCGGAAUCGAAAUUAGUAUUAAUUAUUGCAUGGAAAUUUAAAGCGGCCACACAAUGUGAAUUCAGUCAAGAGGAAUUUAUGACGGGCAUGACUGAAUUAGGGGUCGACUCCAUAGAUAAAUUAAAAUCACGUUUAGCAACGUUAGAGAACGAAUUAAAAGAACCGUUUAAAUUUAAAGAAUUUUAUCAUUUUACAUUUAAUUAUGCCAAGAAUCCGGGACAGAAAGGACUCGAAUUGGAUAUGGCGUUAGCUUAUUGGAAUAUUGUUUUAAAGGAUCGUUUCAAAUUUUUGGAUUUAUGGUGUACUUUUUUACAGGAACAUCAUAAACGAUCAAUCCCCAAAGAUACAUGGAAUCUACUUUUAGAUUUCUCCACACAAAUAUCAGACGACAUGAGUAAUUACGAUGAAGAAGGUGCAUGGCCAGUACUCAUCGAUGACUUUGUUGAAUGGGUACAAUCACGUGGUGGGGGUCAACCAAACAGUGAACAACGUCCACACAGCACUAGUCAAGAUUAACCUAACCACCUCCCACCACUAUCCACCAUCAUCCGUUCACACACCCCUUAAUCACCCCCAGCUGCUCAUCGACCUACACUCUUAAUUAUUUUUAUAUCGACGAUCGAUUGUGAAACGAAAAUACGUAAAUGUAUUUCAUCAUUUUUAUCCAGAAAGUGGAGAAGUAAAAGUAUCCAGGAGACCAUCCAUAAAAUACGUCAUCUCCUAGGCCCCCGUACAGGAAUCAUGGUACUGCUCAAUCCCCCCCCCCCUGAUAGACACCCUAUGCCCGGGUCUGCGGCCUUCCUUUGAAACACUGCGUUACAUUUCCUGCAAACCCCUUGCAAAAAUAGCGUCUCAACAUUCUCUCGUCCUUUAAAUAAUCAAAAAAUUUUUAAAACAAACCAAGAAAAAUAUUUCACGGGCACCUUCUCACUCGUUUUGCGUGACAUAUUUUAUGGCUGGUCCCUUGUUGCUUUCCCUUUUUUUUUUUUGAAAGAACUGUAUUUUUUUUUUUUAAUUCGCCAAUUUAUAAAAUAAUUCUAAAAUUGUUUUUUUAAUUCGCCGUUGAUACGCCGUUUUUUUUUUUUUGUAUAGGAUUUCCCUUUAACGCCAAACUAUACAUUUUAUUUUCGAAAUAAGACGCAUACCUUCGAACUUUGACUCCAUUGACGAAUGACUUGAUAAAUGUGGGAAUAUUUGAGAAAUUUGUGAUUUUAGAAGGGAAAUUACGCAACCAAAAUCUGAUAGUUGAGUACAGCGUUGUCAGAUACUCAAAGUCUAACUGUAGGCCCAUCUAUGUUUUAUUAUUUGAAUUAAAUAUUUAAUUAUGAUUUUGUAAA
Messenger RNA from Chrysoperla carnea, 1737 nucleotides. RefSeq names its product DCN1-like protein 1 (gene SCCRO). The record is from RefSeq and is a predicted model, not a curated record. The coding region runs from base 113 to 916 and encodes 267 amino acids. Gene Ontology annotation, molecular function: cullin family protein binding; ubiquitin-like protein binding; ubiquitin conjugating enzyme binding. Lineage: Eukaryota; Metazoa; Arthropoda; Insecta; Neuroptera; Chrysopidae. The transcript has 3 exons. Gene Ontology annotation, biological process: protein neddylation; positive regulation of ubiquitin-protein transferase activity. Gene Ontology annotation, cellular component: ubiquitin ligase complex.